Fulvia fulva is the source of this 663-nucleotide messenger RNA. RefSeq lists its product as uncharacterized. NCBI's taxonomy places the organism in Eukaryota, Fungi, Ascomycota, Dothideomycetes, Mycosphaerellales, Mycosphaerellaceae. Bases 1 to 663 code for a protein of 220 amino acids. The record is from RefSeq and is a predicted model, not a curated record. The transcript has a single exon.
AUGGCUGCUCCUACCUCCACCACGCAGAGCCCCGGCGACAAGGUCUCCAAGACCACAGAGAUCCUCGAAUCAAUCCUACUAGAGGUCAACGACAUGCAAACCAUCCUCCUCAGCCAACGCGUUAGCAAGAGCUUCAACGCCACCAUCCAUGGUUCCUUCAAGCUCCGACGCAUCCUCUGGUUCGAGCCCACACCAUCAGCAGAACAGGAUGAGAGCUUCCCCAAGAUCAACCCACUUCUCGCCAAGUGCCACACCAACGCCAACAUACAAGUGCUCACCACCGGCAUCAUGGCUCAGAACCGCACCGACAUGUUAGGCAACUACAACUACGUCGAGGUCCGCGUCAUGGCCAGAAAGGACGAGAGCAGCUGGAUGCGGAUGCUGCCAUUCCAGAUCGAGCUGAAGGGCAAGUGGGCAUUGGCUUGUCCUUUCGUUUGUGACGAGCGUGAGGGACGUGAGCAGCCGGCCAAGUGGACCUUCCGUGAUGAGAAGGAUGACAUCUGGUUGGCACCGGAGCAUUCCGAGGAGUACGUGGGCAAGGGUGUGUGGAUUACGAAGUGUACAAUGCUCGGACAGGUGAAGAAGCUGAUGACCAUCAGAGAGAUGUUCGAAGCUGCGGACAAUGGCGUGGUGGCGGAGCGUGAGCCUCGACUCAGUUUGUAG